This is a messenger RNA of Aspergillus steynii IBT 23096, 1351 nucleotides long. Its product is annotated as tyrosine--tRNA ligase TYS1. The record is from RefSeq and is a predicted model, not a curated record. Gene Ontology annotation, biological process: tyrosyl-tRNA aminoacylation. NCBI's taxonomy places the organism in Eukaryota, Fungi, Ascomycota, Eurotiomycetes, Eurotiales, Aspergillaceae. The coding region runs from base 107 to 1270 and encodes 387 amino acids. Gene Ontology annotation, molecular function: ATP binding; tyrosine-tRNA ligase activity. The transcript has 8 exons.
GUGGCCUCGACCUGCAUUUUUUUCUCCGAUUGUGACUCACCACACUUACGUUCCGGAAAGGCGGGGGAUUCUCUCUAUACUCCAGACCCUCUUUUCACUCGGCAAUAUGGCAACCAUGACCGCCGACGAGCGGUUCGCGCUCAUCUCGGAGAACCUUCAAGAGGUCCUCAAUCCGGAUGUCAUCAAGACGAUCCUCGCCGAGGGCCGCAAUCCGAGAGUUUACUGGGGAACAAGCCCGACUGGAAAACCUCACUGCGGAUAUUUCGUGCCGGCGGUGAAGAUCGCGCAGCUUCUGGCUGCAGGCUGCGAGGUUACUGUUUUGGUGGCGGACAUUCACGGAUUCCUGGACAACUUGAAAGCGCCAAUUGAACUCGUCGAACACCGGUCGAAAUACUAUGAAUACACGAUCACCGCCAUGCUGCAGGCCGUCGGCGUCUCGACGGAGAAACUCCGCUUCGUUCUCGGUAGCUCCUACCAGAAGACCCCCGAGUAUAUCAUGGAUGUGUACAAGCUGUGCUCGAUGGUCUCGGAGCACGAUGCUAAGAAGGCCGGCGCGGAGGUCGUCAAGCAGUCGGAUAACAGCCCUCUGUCGGGACUGUUGUACCCGAUUCUGCAGGUGCUUGAUGAGGAGUACCUCAAGGUUGAUGUGCAAUUCGGAGGUCUGGAUCAGAGAAAGCUUUUCGCCGCCUCUACGGAAUGGCAACCCAAGAUGGGCUACAAGAAGCGUGGCCAUCUCAUCAACCCUCUCGUCCCCGGUCUGACCGGUGGUAAAAUGAGCUCCAGUGAAGAAGACAGCAAGAUCGACCUCCUCGAGUCAGUAGACAGCAUCCGCAAGAAGAUCCGCAAGGCCCAGGCCGCGCCCCAGCAGACCGAAAACAACGGCGUCCUGUCCUUCGCCCAGUACGUCCUCUUCCCGGCCCUGGCCCUCAAGACCGGCACGCCCGAGUUCCGCGUCAGCCGCGAGCGCGAUGGCCUCGAGCCCCUGGUCUACAGCCACAUCGACCAGAUGGUGAGCGACUACAAGAACGACGUCCUGACCCCUCAACUGCUGAAGCCCGCCGUGGCCGACGCCCUCGUCGAACUGACGGCGCCCAUCCGUGCCGCCUUCGAGGCCUCCCCUGAAUGGCAGGACGUAAUACAGAAGGCCUACCCGCCGCCGCCCCAGAAGGAGAAGAAGAAGAAGCAGAAGGAUAAGGGCUCGCGCUACCCCGGGGCUGGGGCUCCCGCUGCUGACCAGGCGAAGCCUGCCGACGCGGAGCCGACGAACUAAUUUACUGCUAGACUAUAUUUCAUUGGAAGAUAGAUGCAGGUUAUCUACAUCACGAAUAUAAGGCUAAAGAGUUUUGAUGGC